GUUUUGGUGAGACGGUUGUCACCUAAACAUUGUAAUAUUGUUUUAUAUAACAUAGGUAACAUUUCAACGGAUAUAUUAAUAUAUUUUUAUAGAUCAUGCCUACUGUACUGUUACAACUACUGGUGAUAAGUGCUAUAAUACUAUAUAUAUAUAUAAUAUAUAGAUUAUAGAUAGACAAGACAUUCAUAGUCAUAGUCAUACUCAUCCACUCAUACUCAUAGUCAUAGUGCUACGACCGAGUCCGCUGAGUUUAGUAACUAAAACUUUUUGCUUUGGGCCACCAUUUAUGAUAGUUUAUAAUAGGCAGAGGCCAUAGGUCUUACUAAUACUACUCUUACUUAAAACUACACUUAUUAAUCAGGUACUGAUUAUAUCAUAAUCAUAUGAAUAGCAGAAUUUAAACAAUUUAGUCAGGGAAGGCCACUGCUUCACCCCCUGCCCCUACCCUAAAAAAGCAUUAAUGAUUAUUACUAUUACUAGUUAUCCCAAUCCUUUACUCUUAAUCUUAAUUUUUAAAUACCAGGAAUAAGAUCAGAAAAAAUAUCUCUUUAUUUAUUCAAUUUGGUCACUUUUCAAGUCCCCAAACCUUUAAAAAAUUAAUUUGAAUCCAUUUCGUGGGCUGCUAAAAAUAGUUCAGGUUUUCUCUCAGGACUCAGGGCAUUUAGGCAAGUGUCUCAUUAGCCGGCACUGGAUAUACAGGACUGUAAAUUUGCAGUUUUAGAUUCUAGGCCUAGUCAUUUCAAAAUAUAAGUAGGCCUGCAAGUAUAUUUUUACUGUCAGACUAAGCGAAAGAAAGACAGGACAUAAAAAUGGCUAGUCCAGUACCAGACAGAUUCAAAGAAGGUUUUUUUUAAGAGUAAGAGUCACUAAAAUUUUUCCCAAAAAUUUAGUUAUCAUUAGGUUUGUUAACUAAGUAGGCCUAUAAAUGAAAUACUAUAUUUAGUGCUUCACCUUGCUAAUCAAUGAUUGUCCAAAGGGGAAGAUGAGAGUGACAAGUCCUCAUUAUUUUCAAUGUCAAUUCUUUAAGUCUUUUCUAUAGGUGUUAGGUCCCAAUUCAAAUAUUAAUUUACUUAGUUGUUGUUGUUUUUUUAAAAUCAAUAUUUCAAGAUGGCAAUGCCUAACUUGACUACUGAUUCUUUAGCAUCAAUUUUUUGAAGCCCUUUAACACCUUGAAAACGUUAUAAAAGAAAGAUGCAAAUUAAAAGGAAAGUGGAAAAGUGUCAUUUUUUUAAUUAGGAAAAAUAAAUAUUAUUGUAAUUGUUUGCAGGCGCAAUGACAAAAGAUUUAAAGAUAUUACAGUUUCCAUGUUGCUAUGUUAGAUGUUGAAGGUAAGUAAGAUGGCUUAAAUCUAUUCCUAUUGACUUUGACCAGUAAUAAAAUAUUAAAUUUCUGUUAAAUUAAUAAUAAGCAAUUAUUUUUAACCAGAUAUUAAAAAUAAAUUCAAAUUGUUAAACCUUUCAAAGGGCCUUUGGAUAUAGUUCACUUAGAAAUCCACUGUAAAUUUCAAUAGGCUAGGAAACGCUAGUCCUAUUUUUUAUUAAAUAUUAAAACUAAGAGCCUUUGCUGUUGUAACAAACUGAUUUUGAUAGAAAUACUUUUUAAAUUUUUUGUAGCCUAAAUGGAAAAUAUUUUAUUCCUCUAGCUUGAUCUCUGUUGCAAUACCAGUCUGUGUUGCAAUACUGGUCUGUGUUGCAUUACCAAGUGCCCAGGAUACUGUGCGUGUCGGUAUUAAAGCCCCACAUUGAUCAAUAUUGUUUCUUCUUUAAGUAUGUUAUUAAGUAUGUUUAAAACCCAAUUUUAGCCAAAUUACCAGAUCAAUCUAUACCUCUUACUAUAAAUAGCUUUCUAAAGUUGAAUAAGGUGUUUUACAUCUGAAAUAAUAAACUUUGCAAAUGUAAAAAAGAUGCAGAGCAAGACAAGAGGAUGCCUCAUUAUGUCCAAAAAAUGGGGGUGGGGGGGGGGGGGGUCAUUUUUUACUGCAAGGGUAAAAUUCUUCCUUUUGGCUUUUAAACUUUACACGUGUUCCAUUGAUAGAUUUAUUGUAUAUAUUGUUUGAUAUAUCUUCCUUAAGAGAUUAUCUCAUGAUUUAAUUAAAAAAUUUGAUAAUUUUUUUCUAUGUCAUCUAAAGGACUUGUAUCCCUGGACAAAAAAUUUUCCCCAUCUGCAUUUUUAAAGAUUAAAAAGAAGUUAAAAUGGUUAACACACCGAUUCCUCACAGCUUAAAAUCAGAAGCUAAAAAAGCUGCAAAAAUCCUUCGAGAGUUUAGCAUGCCAAAUGCUAAAACUGGACCAGAUAAACUUAUUCCAGGUAAGAUUAAAGCAAUAGCUUUGUAAUUCUAUGAUAGUGUAUGUAAAAUAAAAGUAUAACUAAGAUUCUCAAACUAAUAAUGUAUCUCAAACAUUGUUGGUAAAUAAGGUUCUAACAUGUACAAAAAGAUAUAUAUAUUUAAUUAAAGGCAUCUGUUUUAAAUGUUGUUAUAUGAAAUAUGAAGGUGUGUCAUAUCUUCCUACUUUUGACAGUAACAUCUCAUUGAUGGUACAAAACAGGUUAAAUGUGUAUUUGCUUAUUUGUUAUGAUUUUUAAAGAAAUUUAUUUAGAGCCCUCUGUUGAAACUGGGUUGGUCCCUUCAAUUCUUGUAGAGACUGGGUUAGUCUCUUCAAUUCCUGUUGAGACUGAAUUAGUCCUUCAAUUCCUGUUCAAACUGGGUUAGUCACUGCAAUUCCUGAUGAAACUGAAUUAGUCCCUUCAAUUCCUGAUGAAAGUGAAUUAGUCCCUUCAAUUCCUAUUGAAACUGAAUUAGUCCCUUCAAUUCAUAUUGAAACUGAAUUAGUCCCUUCAAUUCCUAUUGAAACUGAAAUAGUCCCUUCAAUUCAUAUUGAAACUGAAUUAGUCCCUUCAAUUCCUAUUGAAACUGAAUUAGUACCUUCCAUUCCUGUUGAAACUGGGUGAGUCACUUCAAUUCCAUAACUUAAUUUAUUAUGAGUCCUCCAUUCAUUUACUCAUCUAGCCAAGGUCAUUAUUUCUGCUCAAAAUAAUGAUUGCUGUUGCAUUUCUUUCAGCUGGUAUUUUAGCCAAAGCCAAAGGUCUGGCCAUCAUCACAGUGUUUAAGGCUGGCUUCCUGGUGACUGCAAGAGGUGGCAGUGGUGUUGUCAUAGCCAAACUGAGCGAAGACAUUGACAGUUAUGACUAUGCAAAAGGUAAGAGCUCAUUCCUUUAAAUUUUCGCAUACAUGUAUUGAAUUUAUGAGUUAAAACAGAGACAAAGUGUGAGUCACAGCCCUUUAUAAGUGUAGGGAAAGGGAUUUAACUAGAGGCAGUUGGACAAAACAUGCUUAACCAUUUGUUGUUUACUUUUCCAGCAAUUAUUUGUUUUAUUCUAGACGUUUUCUCUAUUUUUUACAAAUAUAAUGUGGGUUUUUUUGUUGUUGUUUUAUUUGCUUGAUGAAAAUACAUGUGCAUAUUUUAUCAUAAGGUUGGUCAGCCCCAUCAGCUAUAGCGCUGGCUGGUUUGGGAGGUGGAUUUGAAAUUGGCAUGGAGGUAAGUUAAUGUUUUGUCUCAACUAAUUCCUUCUCAUUGUGAUAUAUAGAAUCUGUGCAUCUUGAAUACAUAAUCUUUGGCUAUUUGUGUAUAGGUAAUCAAGGGGCUGCUUAGGUCCUCAUUAUUUCUUCUAUUUGAAUCCUAACGAUCAAAUUAUUUUAACCAAUGGUAUGAUACUUUUCUAACACAUUUUUAACUGCGUUGUGGCACUCCGUAAAAGGCACCACACAAUACCCUCGCCCCGAAAAUAACGAGGGAAAAAUUGGCAAAAUGUUUCACACAAAAAUCAGACAUCCUCAACACAAAUAUGACAUAAAUUUAUGACCCUCUCCCCACCUUGAGGUUUGAUGUCAUUAUUCAUGUAUUGGCCCUGUGAUGAUAAAUUAUUGUUACAUGAUUAGUUGAGUGAAUUUUAUGAUCUGUGUUGAUGUGAAAUGAUCUAUCUACAAGUAAGUUCUUCAUCAGAUUGUUGGUCCCUCCCCCAGGUGACUGACUUUGUUAUUAUCCUGAACACAAGAUCAGCAGUGGAAGCCUUCUCAAAGGGAGGUAACCUCACAUUAGGUGGAAAUUUCACCAUUGCUGCGGGCCCCUUAGGCAGGAAUAUUGAGGGGGACAUCGCAGUUAGAAGCCCAGCAGCCAUUUAUACCUACUCCAAAACCAAGGGAAUUUUCGCUGGCAUUUCGGUGGAAGGGAGUGCACUUAUUGAACGGAAAGAUGCCAACAGGAAGUAAGUAUAAGUGAUGUAAUAUUUUUAAGAGUUGUUGCUUUAGAGUACACAAUUAAUUUGUAUAUAAUUAUGGAAUUCAGAUGAUAAAAAUUAUAAGAUGAUAUUCAAAUUAACAGUGCAGUUGUUGAAUGUGAAAAGAUUAUUUUUUGGCAGAAAAAAUAAAUAAAUUGAAAUUGUAAAAAAAUAAAGUAUGAAUAAAGCUCUAUUAUUAUCUGAACUGUCUGAAACAGUUAACUGUAUUAUUAUGAAAUAGACGAUUUUUUUAAAGUUAAGUAAUUUGUUAAUCUAUCAUUAAUAGAUCAAGUGAGCUGAGUGCUUACAUUUAAGGUAAAUGUUUUGUCCAGAAAAAAAUAGAUUUUUCGUUGUUUCAAAAAUGUGUCCCCAGCUUUUGGGACCUGUACUGGCAUAGAUUUCAACCACCCCCCUACUUUGAAAUAAUAAGUUAAGAAUUUGUCAUAGAAAAUCUUCAAUGUGUUCAUUUUAUUAAUGUACUGCAAGACACUGCCCAAUUGUCUAACUUACAUUUGAACUACACAGUUUCCACUAAAACCUUACUGUCAUUCAAAGCCCACAGAGCAAUAGAAAGAACAUUGACAGUGUUCACAUUCAGCCUAUAGGAUUUUGUAUAACCUUUGUGGCCAAAACUCACUGCACAACAAACCUUUAAUCUUAGAUUGCAGAAGAUGUUUUGGGCACUGCAGUUCAGUUUAAAAGUUUAAUAAGCCAGUUUCUUCAACAAUAGAAUGUGUAUACACAAAACCUGCGGCUGGAGUUCAAACCCAUAACAAUUACCAGUGAAGCAAAACAAUGCCGCCAUUCUAAGUGGAUGGGACUGAUCAACCUUGAAUGGUGGCCCAUCAAAGAGAAGGAAACUCUGAUUGCAAACCUCCAAUGCCAUGAGGCGGUAUGACACUGACUCAAUGAAAAUUCUCCCGACUCCUGUGACGCCUCUGGGUUCCCCUGAGUUGACAAGCUGCUUGGAGAGGAGGGAUCUGCUGAUAUUAAUCCCCAUAACAUAACCCCAGGCCUUGUGGUUUCACAACAUCCAGCAAAAAAAAAAUUUUGUUGGUUUAUUUUACCCGUCAGAUACCUUUCUACUGAUCAAAAAUAUAAAAGCCCAACUCUGUACGUCUUAAAGCCCUAAGCCCAUCUUAUCACGUCUGUCAAUGUCAUGUUCAAUAGUUAUUCUGAAAGGAUUACGGAAUGGCUUCUUGUGUUGCAGAUUUUAUGGGCAGGAACUCCGGGCCCACCAAAUUUUAAAUGGAGAGGUUAACCCCCCUGAAGAAUGCAGAGCUCUGUAUGAUGUAUUGCGAGAGCACCAGGAGCUCGCGGCUCAAGCGGCUGUUAAAGAAGUCAAGCGAAGGGCCACCAAAUACGUUGAAGAGUUCAAAGAGGACUCUGCGACAGAGGGUUCAUCGAGACUAACGGUAAAAGCCGUGGCUCAAAAUAGUUUUUUUGUUUAAAAUCAUUUUUAAGAGGCUUUCCUGCGACUAUCUAAUGGUGGUGAAAGAGUUAAGCUUGUCUUUGCUUGAAAUAAGAAAUAUAUAUUUUUUGGAUGGCUGACCCUGAUCUCUCGAACAUGAUAACUUUGUUUGUAAUUCUAUUGAAGCCUUUUAGGUCACUUAAAAUGUGGUUUGUAAAAACAUUAUGUAUUGGUAAAACAAAAUGAGGCUAUUAUUUUUUUUUAUACAAAACUUAUUUGAACUUGUUUUGACAGAAAAGUAAAAUUAGCACCAGGAUUUUAAAUGAAUGUUCCCUCCCAGAAAUAUGUAUGUGUGGGCAAACAGACAUAAGAUACUAGACCAACUCGCAAGAGGAAUUUAGCUGCACACAAAAAUUUUAUUUUCUUGGAAGGGGGUGGGGGUUCACUUUGAGUGAAGUAAGUUUUUCCUAGAGAGAUAGGUCAAAAAAUUUGAUUGGAAAUAUACAAUAUUUUUGACAUUCACACUUUUGAGGUAUUCCAAAGAUUGGAGAACUUAAUUUUUUUUUAGUAAAAAAAACUGCUGCAUUACUUUAUAAAUACAUUACACAUCUUUAUGUGGACUUGGCUUAAUUUUAUUACAAUUUCCUUUCAAAGAACUGGAAUGUGUCAUUGAAUAAUUGAGAAUGCAAACUAACUUAAGAUUGUGCAUGAUGUUUCCUUUACUUUACAAUGACAUAUGAUAUUAUAUCUGCUUGCACUUUUACUCCUGCUAUUCCUUUAGUCUGAGUCCUGGAGGCACGUAUCAAAACUUGGCUCACCAUCAUCAACAAAAAGGAAAAGCUCCCGGUCACACUCUGACUUCUCACUGUCUGGCUCAGCCAAAGCAGCAGAAAAGAAACAAAGCACAUCAUCUUCGUUCAACUCCCAUAAAGAUUCAUGGUCGGGAGCCAGCAGUGCAGCGGUACAACCGAAGGCGCAUGAUCCCUGGGCAGAGAUGGACUCCGCUGCAGCAUCAACAAGAGUUGUUGGCAGGAAAAGAAGCGAAAGUUUUUCAGUGAAAGCUGAUUUCUCUUUUACCGGACCUCUACCAUGUGAUUUGUCAUUUCACGCAGGUGAUGACUGGUGUAGUGAAUGUUGUUGACAUAAUUACUGUUGACGUGACGAGCCAAUACCUUGUGUGCUUUUAAUUUGUUGAUAUCAUUGAAUGUUGUUCAUAUGUUGAUUUCUUGUUUUUUUGUUAAUUUUUUUAAUGUUGUUUUCCUGUUUGUUGAUACCUUAUAUCUUAACAUGUUGUAAGUUGAUAAAUGUACACAAUAUAAGAACUUCAUUGCUAUCAGAUUGCAGUGCUAAAAAUAACUUGAAAUUUGUUCAUGCUGUCUCUACUCUGGCCCAGUUUGAAAUUGUUCAUGAAUGUUGCAAUUGGUUGAACAGCAUCAUCAACAAUCUGAUUUUCUGACCAACUUGUUUAUUGACAGGUGAUGUAAUCAAGGUGACAACAUCCACAUCCAGCCAAGAUGACUGGUGGGAAGGUAUCAGUAAAUCUGGUCAACAAGGAAUAUUUCCUGCAAAUUAUGUUCACAGAAUCUAGGACAGACAUCUCCUGCUAAUAAUGUUCUCAGACUCUAGGAAAGACAUCUCCUGCUAAUUAUGUUCUCAGAAUCUAUACCAGAUACAAAAAUGAAUAAAAACAUAAAGGGAGUCAACCCCUUCCCCCCUUGAGUCCCACAUUGUGGCCCUUUGAUUGACAUCACCACUUCUUUUGAAGUUGAACUGAACUAGUUAUCAAAAUAUAAAGGGAAUGUUUUAAGUGCUGAUAUGUCCAGAGCAAGCUUUCAGAUGGGCAUUUUUAUCAGGACAUUUAUUCUUUUUGGAAAAUUGUCUUCAAGGCCACACAAGGUAACAUAUUCCACAAAUUAAAAUACAAUUUGUUUGCAUUCCUCUUCUUUAAAAGCAUUCCUUUGCGUUGCAUAUCAAAAAUUUACUGCACACUAGACUCAUCACAAAUCAUUUCCAUUGGAAUCUCAAAGUCACUUCACUCUGAGUUUUGGAUACAUAAAGUGUCUUGUCAACAUUGUCAGAAAAUCCAUUAAACACAUAGAGAAAAGUUCUCCGGAAAAUCUAGGGACCAAAAAAGGAUGAAUAUGGAUGGAGAAUAAGAACCAACCAGGAAUUGUAUAGUCUAUAUCAGGAUCCCACACUAAGAGCAGAAAUAAAUAAGGGUAGAUGACGCCAGUCUGAACACUUAGAAAGAAUGCCAAAUGGUAGAGAGGUGAAGAGGGUGCAUCACCAACACCCCAGAGGAAAACGGCUUAAAGGCAGACCUAGGCUUAGAUGGAUGGAUGAUGACGAGAAGGAUCUACAGCAGCUGAAAAUCCGAGCAUGGAAAAGAAAAGGAUCAGUUAAGUCUGAGUGGAAGGAUGUAGUGAGGCCGGCCGAAGCCCUGCAUGGGCUGUUGGGCCACUGGGAUGGACUAUAUAGAACUUUGAAGAUUCAGUUUCUUUUUAUUUAUAACUUUGUUGGUUUUUUUAAACAAAAACUCUGACUUCCAUCAAUGUUGCUGAAUGUAAAAAAAAAUAAUUUUUAUAACAUUUAUCUGUCAAAGUAUAUUUACACAACAAUAACAAGUGUCAAAAUCUAUGUAUAAUCAAAGACUGUUCUUUCACAUAGGUCUAUAUGACGUUUACAUUUCAAUGAUAAACCAGGGAAAUUCCUACUUUCGUUUCACUUUUACUGC
This is a messenger RNA of Lymnaea stagnalis (great pond snail), 8420 nucleotides long. NCBI's taxonomy places the organism in Eukaryota, Metazoa, Mollusca, Gastropoda, Lymnaeidae. The record is from the annotation of a GenBank genome assembly.